AGAUAGCUCGCACCGCAACAGAGCACACUGGUAGAGUGGCAGUGGCAGGUAUACCUACACUUGUAGCCUCGGUUAUCUUGCCAGUGCCAGCUGAGCUAGCUAUAUAGCUCCGUCGCUUGCUUCCGAGUUCCGACAGCUCGCUCCGAUGACGGUGGCGGCGGCGGGCGCGGGCAGGCGUUACGCGCUGUUGCUGGCGGUGAACGACUCGGACUACGCCAGGAAGGCGCACGGCGGGUACCGGAACGUGUUCUUCCGCGCCCUCCGCUCCGGCGAACCCGACGAGGCGUGGGACUGCUACCGCGUAAUCGACGGCGAGUUCCCGGCAGCGGAGGAUCUGGGCCUGUACGACGGCUUCGUGGUGAGCGGCAGCCCGCACGACGCCCACGGCGACGGCGCCCCGUGCUGGGUCCGCCGCCUCUGCCUCCUCCUCCGGACCGUCCACGCCAUGGGGAAGCGCGUCCUCGGCGUCUGCUUCGGCCACCAGGCCCUGUGCCGCGCGCUGGGCGGGAGGAUCGGGAGAUCGCCCAGCGGCUGGGACGUCGGGGUGAAGGAGGUGACCUUCGUGGACGAUCUGGAAUGGCCGUUCGAGUUCUUGCCCGUGGAGCCACCCCGGAGCGCCUCCAUCAUCGAGGUUCACCAAGAUGAGGUGUGGGAGGUACCGCCCGGUGGUAAGGUGCUGGCCUACUCCAACAAGACGCGCGUGGAGAUGUUCGCCGUCGGCGACAACGCCCUCGGCAUCCAGGGCCACCCGGAGUACACCAACGACAUCCUACUCAACCUCACCAACCGCCUCGUCAACAACAGCACCAUCGACGGGUGCGUGGGCGAGGACGCGCGGAGGACGGCGGAGAGCGGCGAGCCGGACCGCGAGUUCUGGACGGGGCUCUGCAAGGCCUUCCUGAGGGGCUCAGGGUGCACCGGCGGCGGCGGCGCCCCCAGGCCGCCGCCGCAGGGACCGGCGCCGGAGCUUAGCUGCAGCCACCAGGUCGCUCACUUCCCUGCCACCGCCUCCCCCAUUGGCUUGUAGCGCUUUGCAAUUGCACGGACCGGCUGUUGUUGGUUCGGCGCAUGCAUGUGCUCGCUAGCUGCAGUAGUAUAAUGGUACGGCUGCAUGCAUGCACGUACGAUCGGUGAAGCGUUUGUGUCAGCAACUAUACGAGUGGCUGAUUUUUUUCGCAUGUGCUGCGUUGCACACAGCAUGUCUUGUAGUUGUAUGGUUGGAUAACGGACAUAAGGUCUGACGAAUGCCAAUUAUCCACGGGA
Messenger RNA from Aegilops tauschii subsp. strangulata, 1263 nucleotides. Its product is annotated as gamma-glutamyl peptidase 5. Lineage: Eukaryota; Viridiplantae; Streptophyta; Magnoliopsida; Poales; Poaceae. The record is from RefSeq and is a predicted model, not a curated record. Gene Ontology annotation, cellular component: cytosol.